Messenger RNA from Peronospora farinosa, 3261 nucleotides. Lineage: Eukaryota; Oomycota; Peronosporomycetes; Peronosporales; Peronosporaceae. The record is from the annotation of a GenBank genome assembly.
AUGGUUGGGGAUGUUCAUGGCGCAAGUGACGAUGGAAAAGCCGUGACGGUCAUUAGUUUUAUUUCCUGUUUGAAUGUCAAGGACGUGACACUUAGUAUUGGAGAUCCUGAGAAGGAUGAGUUUGCGGACUUUUAUCAUGCUUUUUCCAGGGCUUAUGAUGCCAUGUUGUCGGGUGAAAAUGCGACGUCGGAUGCGUGUCAAUUGCAGUUUUUACAGAAAGAGUUGCUCGAGAAUUUAUCGACCGAGUUGGAAGAUGAAACUGAUACUAUGGAAAUCAAACCCACGUUGAUCAAAUUACACUCGAGUGAGAAUGAUGAAUUGGCCUGUCUUAAGAAGAUUAAACAGCUUUGGCCCGUGACGAGUGAGAGCCAUACUCCUUUUUUGACGAGAAGUGAUCAGGAGAAUGUAAAAGCUACCGUCAUGUUGGUCCAUGUGAGUGCACUCAUGGGAGAUGAUAUUCUUGCGUUACCAUGUGUCGAAAGUGUCACGGUCUUGCCAGCGAUUCUCAAGCUUAUGCCAUUUGCAAAGAGUUCGUACGCUCUUUCUCGAGAUUCGACCAAGUCAAAGGAAGGACCGGCACUUGAAAUCAAGUUGGCCAACGUCGUAAUCACUGCACAGGCACUGACGAGGUUAUCUACCCGUGUGACAAAGGCGACGGGGAUUCAGAAUUUGAUUACGAUGAAGAGCUCGACAGCAGAGACUGGAGGUGUCUUGGUGCAGGCAGCGGUGGAUGAUUAUCACACGUGGACUCUGGCACUGGCGAUUGUGCUAGAUGACGAAGCGGUGGAGUGGGUCGAUUUGCAACAGGUAGUUACCACAAGUUCACUGCAAGCGUUGAAGACGCCUGCCAUUGAGCAGCGACUGCUUCGUCAGAAUUUUGAUGAGGAGACCGAUAUGGAUGAGACGAAACUGGAGCACACGAGCCGACGACUGGAUGACUACGUCCAAGAUGUGAUGGGUGUUAACAUUAUGCGGGAACACAACAUCACGGGUAGCUCCAUUAUUGUAGGUAUAACGGAUACAGGACUUUACAUUGAUCACGAUCAAUUUGACCAGGAAUCACGGAAGAUGUACGACGCAGAAGAUAUGACUGCGCGCAAGGUGGUUUACUACCAGACAUUUGCAAACAACGUGGAUGAGGCUGAAGGUGGGACGUGUGGACACGGCACACAUGUAUCAGGUAUUUUGGCAGGUAGUUCGUACAACAAGAUGAACAGUAAUCUUGGCAUUGCAUCCAGUGCACGCAUCGCCUUCAUGGACGUUGGCAAGCAAGACGCAAAGUGCGCUGGAAAUAGUGGCUGUGAUGUAUCACUGGAGACACCCGGUGAGGUGGCAAACCUUAUGAAGGCCCAAGUUGACACGGGUGCCAAGAUCUUUUCCUUUUCAUGGGGAACAGGAGCCAACGACUACAACACGCAGACCGAGCAGGUGGAUGAAUACAUUUACAACAACCCGGAGAUUCUCAUUAUUGUAGCAGCAGGCAACAGCGGUGAAAAAGGCUCACACACUAUCAGCAGUCCGUCAGGGGCGAAAAACGUUGUUUCGGUUGGUGCGAGUCUCAAUUCAGUGGCUUCAUUCGUGGCUACACCGUGUCAAACAGUGUUGAAUGAAAACACCGUUGCGUCGUUCUCAUCCAUCGGACCAACUCUGGAUGGACGACAGAAGCCUGAUCUGGUUGCGCCCGGUAUGACGAUCAUCUCGUCGCAAUCCGAAAAGCCAGGCUCGACGACCAAGUCUUCGGCUGUAUGUCCGCUACAGGGAACGUCGCAGUCCACGCCAGUCAUUGCUGGUAUGGCCGUGUUAAUCUACGAGUGGCUGCGUGAUGGCUGGUGGAAGAACGGCGUGCCUGACCCUACGUUUGGCAUGGAUACGAUACCGGCAUCAUUGAUCAAGGCACUACUGCUUCACAGUAGCGAGGCAAUGUCUCGACGUCUGGUCCAGCCUGGCACUGGUGUCACAUCGUGUGUGGCGUUAGAAGCUGCUGCAAAGCCGCUCAAGUCUUACCCUGACUUCAAUCAAGGCUACGGAAAGCCGACAAUGCUCAAUCUAGUGUCUUUCUUGGACACGAACGGCGAUUCAUCGGUGUCUUCAUCAAGCAGCAACACCAUCUACUUCUUUCCAAAUUCCUCGGAUGGUUCCGAGCCCAGCGUAGUCGAAGGCAGCGAAGUUACAUUCCACUUCAUGCUUACAGCCGGUGUCAAUCUGCGCGUGACACUUGUGUGGACAGAUCCACCUGCAUCAGUGGGAAGCAAACUUGCACUGCAAAAUGACCUCGACUUGACCUUGAAGGUUGCAAAUACGACAGCAUUGUUUUACCCGUUAUCUGGUAAUGGCGCUCGUGACUCGGUGAACAACGUGGAAAUGGUAGAAGUGUCCUACGACGACGUUUUUCUUGCUGUCACAAAGGCCGGCAGGGUUGUCAAGGACGGAAACAUCUACGUCCAGGCUGUUGUAAGUGGCCACAGCGUCAAAGCCGGUGAAAACGCUACCACCACUGGUCAGAAGUUUUCCAUUGUGGCGUCUUCGAUUCCGUCUUCAACUUCCAUGGUGUCGUCUAGCGCAGAAGAUGCGGCGUUUUGGCAGCCAUGGAUCAUGAUCGGUGCAAUCAUCGUUUGCGUUUUGGUUCUGCUCUUUGUCGUUGCGUUGAUUUGGCGUAUGCGCGUCAAGACUGACAAUCUCAAGGCGAAUGCGCUUGCCAGUGCUGUUGGAGGAAGAACGAAACGAAGUCAUGGGGAUCAGUACAAGCGGGCAAUCGAUGAACGCGUGAGUGUCCCGUUCAUUCAUCCAAACUACUACAAUGUCAAGGCAGGAGGCAUUCGGAGUUCUGCUCUAGAACCUCUGAGUAGCAGACGCUGCGCAUACGACCCAUCUGCAGGAGUUUUGCGUGAACCAAGUCGCCGUCCCGUUGGUGAUUUUGAUCCUUCAGCUGCUGCUAAGUGUGUGCCUAGUCGUCGUUCUGGAGACUCCAUUGAACCAACUUCAGCACAAAAGAGUGGUCGUCGCGCUGCUGCAGUGGCAUUGCAGACGCCAGCUACUCCUUCACAGAAAACAUCGCGUCGCAAUCGAGAGUACCAAGAUGGAAGUGACCGUAGACUGGAAAAGAAGCGCAGUGAUAGCAGCGAUCUGGACUAUAAACGAAGUGAGAGGAGACGGAAUGACAGUAACGAUCGUAGUGAUCGUAGUGACCGUCCUGCGAGAACGAGAACGAGAACGAAAAGCGCUAGAAAGAAGGAACCUAUCAUUCGAGACACGGCGUACUAA